This is a messenger RNA of Peronospora farinosa, 2283 nucleotides long. NCBI's taxonomy places the organism in Eukaryota, Oomycota, Peronosporomycetes, Peronosporales, Peronosporaceae. The record is from the annotation of a GenBank genome assembly.
AUGUGGACAUUACGCCACGUUGUUCGCCGUGCACUUGUAUCUUCAUCUCCGUACCGUGCACUAACCGCUGCUGCUAUUGCACAAGAUAAAGUUCCCAUUAACAAUCUAUUUGUGACAUCCACGGAGGUGGCCACGAAGACGGCACCGGUACUGAUUGGUCUGGCCAACACUUUGGAGCAAAAAUUUGCCAAAGUCGGAUACUUUCGUCCUAUUCAGCCAAGUUUUGAGUCUGGCUUGGCCGAUCACCAUGUUGAAGUAAUGCGUGAGCAGCUGGGACUCUAUAAGGACGUGAAACAAUUGUACGGCGUGACAAGUGAACGUGCCAUUGAAAGCUGGCUCAAUGGAAAGCAAGAUGAUCUGGUGGAGGAGAUAUUGGACCGUUAUGAACGAUGUCGAGAAGGUUAUGACUUUAUGAUCAUUGAGGGGUCUCAGAUCUCAAAGCACGAGAGUGCAAUGAGUUGGAAGAUCAAUGUAGACAUUGCAAAAGCCAUUGGAACUCCAGUGUUGACCAUCUCAGAUCUUAGUGAGUCAACAAACACAAGCGGUGAGUUACUUGAGGAGAUCGUGUCCCGUACGGCAUUGAACGCUGAUCAAGUGGAGGGUGCUGGUCUCGUCUUUAUUGGGAAUAUUGCCAACCGGGUUUAUACGAAAGACCCCACGACUUUACGCGAAGCAUUGCGCUCUAAAAUGAGCGAGAAGAACUUGCCAUUCCUAGGGUUUCUACCGUACGACGAAUUUAUUGCGUCCAAGCGUUUGAACGAGGUGACGCACCAGCUAGGAGCCAAACAGCUCUUUGGUACGAAAGCCAUCCCGAAUAACGUCGUGGUAACGUCGGCAGUGGUGGCUACUAGCGCCUUGAAGGACCUGUUUUCGCACCUGAAGAACUACAAAGAUGGUGCUCUAGUGAUCACGUCGGCAGACCGCUCGGACAUUAUGCUGGGUUUAAUGGCUUCGCGUUUGCCUGGCAUCUUACCAAACGUGUCUGCGAUUGUACUGACCAACGGCAGCUACCCACACAGCAACACACAGGAAAUUCUAAAGGGUGUCGAGGCUCUGGACAAGACGGGCCUAUCUAUUCCAAUCUUCUCGGUACCCGAGGACACGUUCACGACGGCUGACAAGUUUUCAAAGGUGUCAACAGACAUCCUGCCCACGAGUCAGCUUAAAAUUGACCGCUCCAAGCAGCUCUUUGAUGAGUUCAUUGAGAAGGAAAACCUCAUUGGUGAGCUGAACGAAGGUAUGGUGGUAAACCGUUCUCCUAAACAGUUUCAGCACUUCUUGUUCAGCAAGUCGCGUGCCGUUCAGCGUCAUAUUGUGUUGGCGGAGGGUGAAGACAUUCGCGUGCUCCAGGCUGCCGACCAGGUGCUGCGUCAGAACUUGUCGAAAGUAACGAUUCUUGGCAACCCAGACGAAAUCCACCGUCACGCCAAGUCGCUGAACCUUGACUUGUCGCGUGCCAACAUUGUGAGCACGGCAGACAGCAACCUACUUGAGAAUUACGUCAACGCUUACUAUGAGAAGCGGAAACACAAGGGUGUGACCCGCGAGACGGCCCGUGAUGCCGUGCUAGAGGAGACGUGCUUCGCUACUAUGAUGGUUGAAAUGGGUGACGCGGACGGUAUGGUGUCGGGUGCCUGCCACACCACUGCCAACACGAUCCGCCCUGCGCUGCAGCUCAUUAAGACGACGCCCAACCGUCCAAAUGUGUCGAGUAUCUUCUUCAUGUGUCUUGAGGACGGCGUACGCAUCUACGGUGACUGCGCCGUGAACACGGACCCGAGUGCACAGGAUCUAGCGCAGAUCGCCGUAACGAGUGCCGAAAGCGCCGAGGCAUUUGGUUUAAUUCCGAAGGUGGCGCUGCUGUCGUACGCAACGGGUGACUCGAACUCUGGCCCGAUUGUCGACAAGGUACGUGAAGCGACGAAGAUAGCGCAGGAGUUGCGUCCGGACUUGGACAUUUACGGUCCGAUCCAGUACGACGCUGCGGUGGACAAGUCGAUUGCAAAGACGAAACUGAAGGCGAUCCCGAGUGGUGCUAAGGUUGGCGGCCGGGCGAACGUGCUGAUUUUCCCAGACUUGAACACAGGCAACAACACAUACAAGGCGGUCCAGCAGAGUACUGGUUGCAUUGCAAUAGGUCCUAUGUUGCAAGGUCUUCGCAAACCCGUGAACGAUUUGAGUCGCGGAGCGACAGUGAAGGACAUUGUGACGACUGUGGCGAUCACUGCAAUCCAGGCCGAUCAAGUGAUUCGGAAGCGCGAAUCCGAUGCUCUUGCAGCUUAG